AUGUCUUAUCCCGAGAAGUUCACGGGCUUCCAGGCGCCAAGCGCUGAGAAGUACCUUGAGUUCGAGAAGAACUCUUGGGCUCCCCGUCCGUUCGGUGACUAUGAUGUCGAUAUCCAGAUUGAAGCCUGCGGAGUCUGCGCCAGCGAUCGACACAAGAUCAAUGGCGAUUGGGGUGACUCCCCCUACCCCCUCGCCGUCGGCCACGAGGUCGUCGGCAAGGUCCUCAAGGUCGGACCCAAGGUGACGCUCGCCAAGGUCGGCCAGCGUGUUGGUGUCGGCGCCCAGGUCUACUCCUGCCUGACCUGCCGUCAGUGCAAGAACGAGAAUGAGACGUACUGCAAGCAGCAGAUUGACGCAUAUGGCGCCCCCUACCUCGACACUGGCUUCAUCACCCAGGGAGGAUACUCAUCCCACACUCGUAUCCACGAGUACUGGGUCUACCCCAUCCCCGAGUCGCUAUCCAGCGCCAACGCCGCCCCCAUGCUGUGCGCCGGAAUCACCCUGUUCAGCCCCCUCAAGCGAUUCGGAGCCGGCCCCGGCAAGAAGGUCGGCAUCGUGGGCAUCGGCGGCCUGGGCCACUACGGAAUCAUCUUCGGCAAGGCCCUCGGGGCCGAGGUCUGGGCCAUCUCGCGCACGCGGGCCAAGGAGGCCGACGCCCUCAAGAUGGGCGCCGACGGCUUCAUCGCCACCAACGAGGAGGGCUGGGCCAAGGAGCACAACAUGACCUUUGACCUCAUCAUCAACACGGCCAAUUCCUUCGACGGGUUCGAGCUGAGCAACUACCUGAGCAUGCUCGACAUCCACGGCCGCUGGAACUCGGUCGGCCUGCCGGGCGGCGGCAUCAACGUCCGCAACCAGGACUUCCUCGACAAUGGGUGCUUCAUCGGCGCCUCCCACCUCGGGAGCCGGAAGGAGAUGCUCGAGAUGUUCGACCUGGUCGCCGAGAAGGGGCUCGAGUCGUGGGUGGAAGAGAUUCCUAUCUCCAAGGAGGGGCUGCAGCUGGCAAUGAACAACCUUGGAGAGAGCAAGGUCCGCUACAGGUCAUGCAUGGUGGGAUAUGACAAGGCAUUCGGGGCAUGA
Messenger RNA from Clonostachys rhizophaga, 1080 nucleotides. NCBI's taxonomy places the organism in Eukaryota, Fungi, Ascomycota, Sordariomycetes, Hypocreales, Bionectriaceae. The record is from the annotation of a GenBank genome assembly.